UCAUACCCAUCUCCCUGACCCGCUUUCCUUGCAAUGGCUCCCGUCGCAACGAACGACACUGCCCAAGAUCACGUCUCGACUGGUCCGGUCAAGAAGGUGGCCGAGAAGCUCUUCAACCCCUUCUACUCGCCGACUAAUGGCGCCGACGGAGAAGACGGCGACUACAAGUAUGCGAAAUACAAGCCGUUCUUCCCAAACGUCAAGUGGGAGCCCCUCGAGGAAUUCCCCGUCACGGAUCGCGCACACAAUGCGGAUCCCGAGAAGAAGAGCCUCCUCUCGGCCGCGUCCAAGGUCACCCACCUGACGCCUGCCAUCGGCACCGAGCUCUUGGGCAUCGACCUGCGGGAGCUGUCCGACAGCCAAAAGGACGAGCUCGCCUUGCUCGUCGCUGAACGGGGAGUGGUCUUCUUCCGCGACCAGGAGAUCAGCAUCCAUGAGCAGCUCGAGCUCGCGCGUCACUUCGGACCCCUCCACAAGCAUGCGACGACCCCUAUCCCCCGGGAGCCCGGACUGGAGGAAGUCCACGUCGUCUACACCGACGGAUCUCGCCGCCCAGACCCUUCUGCGUUCUCGAAGAUCGACCUCUGGCAUUCCGACGUGUCUUACGAACUCCAGCCCCCGAGCACAACCUCUCUCAAGCUGAUCACCGGUCCCCCUUAUGGAGGUGACACGCUCUGGAGCUCCGGCUACGCGCUGUACUCCUCGUUCAGCCCUGGCUUCCAAAAGUACCUCGAGGGCCUCUACGCCGUGCACAGCGCAGUCGCGCAGGCAGACGGCGCACGCGCUGCUGGUCAGACCGUGCGGCGUGAGCCGGUCGAGAGCGUCCACCCCGUUGUGCGCGUGCACCCUGUCACCGGCUACAAGGCCGUCUACGUCAACCCAGGCUUCACCCGUCGCAUCGUGGGCCUGCCCAAGGCGGAGAGCGACGCCAUCCUCCAGCUGCUCUUCCACCAGAUCGCCGACAACCCCGACUUCCAGGUCCGUUUCAGGUGGGAACCCAACUCAAUCGCCUUCUGGGACAACAGGAUCGUGACGCACUCCGCGACGUUCGACUUCUUCCCGCACGUCCGGCACGCGCUCCGCGCGACCCCGCACGGCGAGCGCCCCACGUCCGUCGAGGACUUCGAGCGCGCGUCGGGCCGCGCCGCCAAGGACUGGCAGAAGGACCUCUGGGAGAAGCAGGGCAUCGCGACGGACGCCCCGGCGCCGCGCGCUGGCCCGCGCGGGUACAACGACUGAGUGCGGCAGCGCGGCGGCGUUCCCGGGGGGGAGGGGGGGGGGCAGAUAGCGGAUUGCGAACCGCAGACAGCGAGCCGCAAAUCGCGCAUCGCGUCGCCUGGUCCGUGGAGCUCGCUGACUUGCGCGGACUCUCGGUGUCGUCGCGGGAAGGACGGGGCGGAAGCAUGCUGCUAGAUAGGGAACCUUUUCGUGGAUGUAAGAACAGCACUGUAACAACCUGCAACCGCCGGGGUCGUAUGGAACAAUAUAUCAAAGAAUCUC
Dichomitus squalens LYAD-421 SS1 is the source of this 1500-nucleotide messenger RNA. RefSeq names its product TauD-domain-containing protein. Gene Ontology annotation, molecular function: 2-oxoglutarate-dependent dioxygenase activity. The record is from RefSeq and is a predicted model, not a curated record. Lineage: Eukaryota; Fungi; Basidiomycota; Agaricomycetes; Polyporales; Polyporaceae. Bases 34 to 1239 code for a protein of 401 amino acids. Gene Ontology annotation, cellular component: cytoplasm. The transcript has 9 exons.